Centruroides sculpturatus (bark scorpion) is the source of this 3318-nucleotide messenger RNA. RefSeq names its product protein eva-1-like. The coding region runs from base 1 to 1359 and encodes 452 amino acids. Lineage: Eukaryota; Metazoa; Arthropoda; Arachnida; Scorpiones; Buthidae. The record is from RefSeq and is a predicted model, not a curated record. The transcript has 8 exons. Gene Ontology annotation, molecular function: carbohydrate binding.
AUGGAUAUGAAUAAUGCAGAUAUGACUCCAGUUGUGCUUUGGAGAAGUUUAAACAGAACUCUUCUCUCGGGUACUUUACGCACCUUUCAAGUUCAUGCGUGCGAUGGAGACGAAUUAAGGAUCGAAUGCUUUCCAGAUACAGUUAUCAGCAUCUAUUUAGCACAAUAUGGCCGCAACGUGCCUUCAUAUCAGCUUUGUCCCCCAGAAUUAGCGGGAGAAAGCUAUUUCCUGGAUAAUGAUACCACAAAUUGUUUCGCUUCGGAAGCUCUCAGGACAAUUGAAGCUGCUUGCAGGGAACAACAAGUUUGCCAGUUGACGACGUCUCCAGAAUCUUUUGGUAGCGACCCUUGUCCAGGUGUCAGGAAGUAUGCUGAAGUAGCAUUCAAAUGCCGACCGAGUACCUUCUAUAACAAAAUCGUAUGUGAGGGAGAUAGACUUCGUCUUCGAUGUCACAAAUCCUUGAGGAUUGUUAUUUAUUCGGCUGCCUUUGGUGGAACACAUUAUGGAGUAGCAGAAUGUCCUCAGCCAAAGGAUUCAAAAAAUCAAGCUGACUGUCAAGUAAGUUAUGCUACUGAAACUGUCAUGAGCAGCUGUCAUGGGAGAAGGAAAUGUUCUAUCGGAGCUGAUGUUGGAACAUUUGGAAAUCCCAGUUGUCCUAAAGGCAACAGCCUCUUUCUAAAGGUGGUAUAUACAUGCGUUCCUCGAGAGAUAUUAAAAGAUUUAGAUUUGGGAGGAAGCGAAGAUGGUAAAGAUCAGCCUGAUGAUAGUGAUUACACGGGUUUUAUUGAGGCACCACGUUACGUUCCAGUCACGCCAACGUCUGCAGAUAGAGGUUUAGAGGACUCUAAAUUUACUCCAUCGUUUAAAUAUGUUCCGGACCUCGGCAGAGAUGAAAUCAGAACAACUCAAAAAACAGAUAUUCAAAGCGAUGAGAACAUCGAAGAGGAAUUUCCAGACGUUAACUGUACCGUGGUCGAUGACCAAAAAGUCAUUGGGUUCCUGACAGAAUGGAUUUCCGCUUACAAUUUUAUCAAAGAAAAUAAGGAGAAAUUCAUUCUGUACUUGACGUUAAGUUUGGGAGCCGGUCUGUUAACGUUUAUGGUGGUUCUAGCAGUUAGACUAUAUAUCUUGAAGCGAAAAGAACGCAAACGAGCAAAUCUUAACAUUACUGAUACAAUUCCAACUGCAUUUGGGGAAGAUGGUUCUGAUUUAGAUCAUUUCGACACCUCCGAUCGACCCGAUAAUGGUGUCGACGUCAUCAGAUAUGGGACCAACAGGUCAACAAUGAGAAGACAAGAUAGCGAUACCUAUCCAAGAGCUCCUAUGGGAAGGAGUCUCAAUAACUAUUACUAUAGUUAGUGAGAUGUGGACAAAAUCUAAUUGUAUCGAGUACAACAAAACUGGUCAUAUCAGUACAACAUAAGUCCCAUUAUGUACAUGUGUAUUAUAGAAAUUGUGAUCUAUGACUUGAUCCUGACCCUGAUGGAUAUGCUAUUUAGAUGACCUAUGUUCUGAAGAUUUGAUCGUUUAUCUCCAGUCAUUGAGGUAUGCAGUAUUCAUUAAAAAAUUCCGGUGGAAUUUGAGUCAUUGUUGAUACUGAUGAUGAUGAUGAUGAUGAAGACAACUAAUAUAAGUCAAGAUCUAUUGGUUGUUUUUACUAUGUGCUUCUGUGCUUCAGUCAGGAACUACAUGGUUGUUUCGUUUAUAAAACACGUUUCCUAUCCUGAGUGUUUGUGCACUGUAGCAGUUUAUAUUCAGUGUCUUCCUGAUUCAUAUCAAAUUACUAAAGCUCAAUUUUUUAAAUAAUGACCAAUUAUACACAAAUAAAAAAAUUUUGUAAAUUUGUUUUCUUUGUGCAAUAACAUUUUCUUAAAUUAAACCAUGAUGAAAAUGGUAGAGAAAAAAAAUUUGAUUGAUAUUUGAAAAACCCAAUUCGUAUUAUGAACUGAGUGUAUAGAAGAAUAAAGUUCUUACAGUCAUUACAACUGUUGUAUAUAGUUACUCAUUUUAUUGUAAGGCCUCAACAUUUUUCGGAGUGAUAACACUGUUACUUGUAUUAAUUCAGUAACAUCUGCCAAUACAUAGUACCUUAUAUAUAUAUUGUACAAGCUGCUACUGUGCACAACCGCUGUAUACAGAACUGGAAGCCCAUAAGUACAGUAUUGAAAAAAAAACAAUAUUUCAUUUAGGAAAGACUGUAUUGUAUGUACAUUUGUUGUUGUUGUUAUUGUCGAAAUUUUUUUAUUUGUUAUUUUUUUAUUUGCGUUCUCACAUUCAAGAAUGCAUUGAAGUAGUGGAUUUUGUUUUAUUUUUUUUCUUUGUUGUUUCGAAAUUCUUUUAUACAGAAAACCAUGUGACAACCAAGCAUAUCGAAGCAUAUCUUUAGAAAAAUGUGUACUUAUAUAUAUAUAGAUUAGUGGUUCUUCACUAUUUGAAUGGCCAGUAUCGAUUUAAUGAAUCGAGUCACGUUAAAAAGGAAUAAAAAUAUUUAAUUAUUACAAUCAUCAUUUAUAAGAUAUUUACUUUAUUUUCGUAUUGUUUGAAUUGCCUCGAAUUAUUAAAUCAGUACUGGUCCAGAACCACAUUAUAUUCUCACGUAACUUUCCAAACAUCAUGUAGAAAUAUUCUCACCAGUAGUUUUAUGUUAAGAAAUCUUUGUCAUACAAAUCACUUUUAAUAUAAUUUAUAUGGAAAAUUGUGUAAACAUGAAGAUAUUUAGUUUGUAAAAUCCCAAAUGAUCCUUCUAUUCCCAAAAAUUUAAUGGGAAGAUAAGUUUGAUAACGAAUCCAGUUGCGUGUGUUUCCAUCAUAACCGGAACAAAACUCCUGUUAAUUACGGAAAUUUAAUUGUCAAGAAUAUCGUAUUUUAUUUAUUACAAAAAUGGAUAAAGAGAAUUAAAAGUUUGUUUUAUCAAAUUUAUUUUUUAAAAAGUAAACUACCUUUAAAAUUUGGAGAAGGGAGGAAAAAAACAAAAAUUGAUUCAUUUGACUACAGCAUCCAAAAUGGUGAAAUAUUUAGUAAAUAUUCGUUUGAUCUCUGCAAUUUCAAUAUAUAAUUGAUGUUGUUUAUUCUCGAUUCUUUUAAGUAUGCUCGACUUUACAUAUAAUACAUAAAUGAAAACGAACUCUCUACAAUUUCCGUUAUAAAGAGGAUCGUUGUUGUGGAAACGUUCGCAUCAGUUCGAUUGAUAAAUUGGCAAAAAAACAACACAUAUCUUCCUUCAUCCACCAUUUUUUAAGCCCUAGAAUAUUAUAAAGGUGACUUUUUGUAACUGAUUUCAGUACAAGAAUGUCUUCUUAAUAAAACAAAAACAUGUAA